Echinococcus granulosus is the source of this 1197-nucleotide messenger RNA. RefSeq lists its product as hypothetical. The transcript has 9 exons. Lineage: Eukaryota; Metazoa; Platyhelminthes; Cestoda; Cyclophyllidea; Taeniidae. The record is from RefSeq and is a predicted model, not a curated record. Bases 1 to 1197 code for a protein of 398 amino acids.
AUGCAGUCCGAGGGUGUGGAAGAAGAAUGUGGAAGUGAACAGUUAGGCCCAGCCACCAACCAACAAAAUAGCUACAAACAACAUAUAUUCAUCAGGAUGUUUCGACACCAGAUAUGUCAAGAAAAACCCACCUCUAUCCAUCGGUCUAUUCCAUCUUUUAUACGAUUGCUUAAUUGCUUUCCUACCGCUUCUUUAAAUCAUUUCCAGCCUAUUUCAAAGUGUUUGAUACGAAGAGAGGCACAAUUUUUUUCAAUAGCAAAAUAUUUUAGAAAUAUAUGCCUCAUGAGAUCCCUGGAUAUUCAUAAGUUGAAUUUGUGUGAAAAAACCAUAUUAGGAGUGGAUUCAUUCAUAAACUGUGCGUUUCUUCCCGUCUGCCUACAAAGACAUUACAACAUAAAAUGCAAUAAAGAACACAUUCAAAGCAAUAAAGUGUUAUUCAAGCCUUUCAGAUGUGCAAACCGUGUUAGUGUUGAAACAUUAUUAGCACUUGUAGAAGGCGUGACAGCAAAACACACCAAUGCCAGUGAGUCAAUCGAAGGCAGAUCUUGUUCAGAAAGAUCCCACCAUAAUGGCAGGGAAGAGUUAUUUAAGGUUAUUUAUUCAGACGGAUUAAAAGCAAUGUGUCUGGAACUUAAGGAAUCACCCACUCACUCUUAUUCAAUACUUCUAAAAUCGCUUUUUUACACACUGGUACAAAAACAGGGAAAUCUUCGUAGAAGAGAGUUAUUAACAAAAUCAGUCAGCAACAUGAACGCUGAUUCUGCCAUUGCGUCUCCUAAUGCUCAGCGAAUUUGUUGGAACAGUUCUACAGCUCUGCACCUAAAUUUGUUCAACAAGCCCAAGAAGGAACAAUUUUUAACAAGUGAAAAAUGCAUUAUUUACAUAAGUCUAAAGAAAAGGUUAACACUAGCGGUUUAUGAUAUAAAAUGGAACAUUAUCCAAACAACCUGCGUCAUUACGUCUAACGACACCGCAGAUUGCACACACCGUCAGAUUUUGGAAAAGAAGCCUAAAAAUACUUUAAAUGUCUCAAUUUUGAAGAAGCCAUUCAAUCCCACAAGCGAAAUACAAAUUUCUUCGAGCUACAAACGACAAAACGAAGACUGGAGACGUCAAAUUUUGGUAAAUUCCGUACAAAACUAUCUCAACAAAAAAUAUGAAACAAGUUUUGAGCUAGACAAGAGUGUAUCCACUUAG